AUGUCAUCCAGAAUCGCCCCGAUGUCCAGACUUGCCCGUGCAUUCAGCACAACCCCUGCUGUUUCCCGGCCCAGCCAGCUCCUCCACAAUACAUCUAAGACUUUGGCUGGUGCGUCAAGGAAAUCAAAACUUCCUGCUGACGAAGAAACCAACGCAACUGCAAACUACUCCACAACCAGCACCUCCUCCCCCCACCGUCCCUCAGCAGUCAACAAUACCCUCCCGCGCCGUAGCAAGCCCCUCCCCUUCAUGCAAACCUUUCACCACUCCGCUCCCAAACCCAAACCCGCGCCACCCAUUACCAUGGACCGCAUGGUCCUUCCCAACCUGUGGGCCGAGCCGGCCGAGGACUCGACGGACUUCAUCCGGGUGCCCCUUCUUCCGGACAACCGUGUUCCUCCCCCGCCCCAAUUCCGUCCCGUCGAGCCGGAACCUUCCCCUGUGCCGGCCAGUGAGAUCGUGGUGGUUGCCUCCGAUCCACAGACCGUGCUUCCGUCGGCUUUGACCGAGGCCGAGGGGAUGGGCAUCGGGAUUGAUGGCGUUGAGCUCAAGUUCGCGCAUUUGCUUGGCCGUGAAGAAGAACAAGCUCCUGAGCUGGGGCAGGGUAUGAUACGGGAUAUGUGGAAGGGGCUGAUGGAGGAUAUAUUUGGUGCGGAGGGGAAACAGGGGAAAAGCGGGCCUGCGCCGGCGGCUUGA
This is a messenger RNA of Thermochaetoides thermophila DSM 1495, 696 nucleotides long. RefSeq lists its product as uncharacterized. The transcript is spliced from 2 exons. Bases 1 to 696 code for a protein of 231 amino acids. Lineage: Eukaryota; Fungi; Ascomycota; Sordariomycetes; Sordariales; Chaetomiaceae. The record is from RefSeq and is a predicted model, not a curated record.